Molecule: messenger RNA, 3547 nt
Organism: Glycine soja
Lineage: Eukaryota; Viridiplantae; Streptophyta; Magnoliopsida; Fabales; Fabaceae
Product: putative receptor-like protein kinase At3g47110
Exons: 2
Coding region: 126-3179 (1017 amino acids)
Biological process (GO): protein phosphorylation
Molecular function (GO): ATP binding; protein binding; protein kinase activity
Source: RefSeq, a predicted model, not a curated record
AGAGAGAGAGAGAGAGAGAGAAAAGACCAGCAUCGCAUGUGCUGCUAGAGCUGCAAGCAUUCGGACCAUUAUAAAUACAUGUCUUCAUAAGAAUUUUAUACCAUCACCAAACUAAAGGAGCAACUAUGGCCUUGUUCUCUCAUUUUCUUGUUCAUUUUGCCUUAUUACUCAUUUUCCUCCCUCUUGAGCUACACAACCUUUUGAUUGGUGUAUCAUCAGCCACUUUAAGCAUCACCACAGACAGAGAAGCCUUGAUCUCAUUUAAGUCUCAACUGAGUAAUGAGACUCUUAGCCCUUUAUCUUCUUGGAACCAUAAUUCAUCUCCUUGCAAUUGGACUGGUGUUCUAUGUGACAGGCUUGGCCAAAGAGUAACUGGCUUGGAUCUUUCAGGCUUUGGACUCUCAGGUCACUUAAGCCCUUAUGUUGGUAACCUUUCCUCUCUUCAGUCUCUCCAAUUGCAGAAUAACCAAUUCAGAGGAGUGAUUCCUGACCAAAUUGGCAACCUAUUAAGUCUUAAAGUUCUAAAUAUGAGCUAUAACAUGUUAGAAGGAAAGCUUCCUUCAAACAUCACCCACUUGAAUGAGCUUCAGGUUCUUGAUUUAUCCUCAAACAAGAUUGUCAGCAAGAUUCCUGAAGACAUCAGCAGCUUGCAAAAGCUUCAGGCUUUGAAACUAGGAAGGAACAGCCUCUAUGGUGCAAUACCAGCUUCUCUAGGAAACAUUUCUUCUCUAAAAAAUAUCAGUUUUGGCACCAACUUUCUCACUGGCUGGAUUCCCAGUGAAUUGGGUAGGCUCCAUGAUUUGAUUGAGCUUGAUCUCAUUCUCAACAAUCUCAAUGGGACUGUUCCACCUGCUAUAUUCAACUUAUCUUCCCUUGUCAACUUUGCCUUAGCUUCAAACUCUUUCUGGGGUGAGAUUCCUCAGGAUGUUGGUCACAAACUUCCAAAACUCAUAGUGUUCAAUAUAUGCUUCAAUUAUUUCACAGGUGGAAUUCCAGGGUCUUUGCACAACCUCACCAACAUUCAGGUCAUUCGUAUGGCUUCCAACCAUUUGGAAGGAACAGUGCCACCGGGUUUGGGAAAUCUCCCAUUUCUUAAAAUGUAUAAUAUUGGUUAUAACAGGAUAGUUAGUUCAGGAGUAAGAGGUUUAAACUUCAUUACUUCUUUGACAAACAGCACUCACCUGAACUUUCUAGCAAUUGAUGGAAAUAUGCUGGAAGGUGUGAUUCCAGAAACCAUUGGCAAUCUCUCCAAGGAUCUCUCAACACUAUACAUGGGACAGAAUCGUUUCAAUGGAAGCAUACCCUCCUCCAUUGGUCGUCUCAGUGGCUUGAAGUUGUUAAACUUAAGCUACAAUUCAAUCUCAGGAGAAAUCCCACAAGAGUUAGGCCAGUUAGAGGAACUACAAGAGCUAUCUCUGGCUGGGAAUGAGAUAUCAGGAGGUAUUCCAAGCAUACUUGGUAAUCUCCUGAAGUUAAACCUGGUUGAUUUGUCAAGAAAUAAACUUGUGGGGAGAAUACCUACCAGUUUUGGGAAUUUGCAAAACCUGCUUUACAUGGACUUAUCCAGCAACCAACUCAAUGGGAGCAUACCUAUGGAAAUCCUCAAUCUCCCAACUUUGAGCAAUGUUCUGAACUUGUCGAUGAACUUUUUGAGUGGACCAAUACCUGAAGUUGGGAGAUUGAGUGGUGUGGCCUCCAUUGACUUUUCCAACAACCAAUUGUAUGAUGGCAUCCCCAGCUCAUUCAGCAAUUGUCUCAGCUUGGAAAAAUUAUCUUUGGCCAGGAAUCAGCUUUCAGGUCCCAUUCCAAAGGUUCUUGGAGAUGUGAGAGGCUUGGAGGCUUUGGACCUGUCCUCCAACCAACUCUCUGGAGCCAUUCCUAUUGAACUUCAAAAUUUACAGGCGCUUAAGCUCUUAAACCUCUCGUACAAUGAUUUAGAAGGAGCUAUUCCUAGUGGUGGAGUUUUCCAAAACUUUUCUGCCGUCAAUUUAGAAGGCAAUAAAAAUCUCUGCUUGAACUUCCCAUGCGUGACUCAUGGCCAAGGAAGAAGAAAUGUAAGACUUUACAUCAUCAUAGCCAUCGUGGUAGCAUUAAUACUGUGUCUCACAAUAGGCUUACUAAUAUAUAUGAAGAGCAAAAAAGUGAAGGUAGCAGCAGCAGCAUCUGAACAGCUGAAACCUCAUGCACCAAUGAUCUCUUAUGAUGAGCUCCGUUUGGCAACUGAGGAGUUCAGCCAGGAAAACUUAUUAGGAGUUGGAAGCUUUGGCUCAGUUUAUAAAGGCCAUCUAAGUCAUGGAGCUACUGUUGCAGUGAAAGUUCUUGACACUCUAAGAACUGGCUCUUUAAAGAGUUUCUUUGCAGAAUGUGAGGCCAUGAAGAACUCAAGGCAUCGAAAUCUGGUUAAGCUGAUCACAUCAUGCUCUAGUAUUGACUUUAAAAACAAUGAUUUUCUGGCUCUGGUGUACGAGUACCUGUGCAAUGGUAGCUUGGAUGAUUGGAUCAAGGGGAGGAGAAAGCAUGAAAAGGGAAAUGGGUUAAACCUUAUGGAGAGACUGAACAUUGCUCUAGAUGUUGCUUGUGCAUUGGACUACCUCCACAAUGAUAGUGAAAUUCCAGUAGUGCACUGUGAUUUGAAGCCUAGCAACAUUCUAUUGGAUGAAGAUAUGACAGCAAAGGUUGGAGACUUUGGACUGGCUAGGUUGCUGAUUCAAAGAUCAACUAGUCAAGUUUCCAUAAGCUCCACUCGUGUCCUAAGGGGUUCAAUUGGUUACAUACCUCCAGAGUAUGGAUGGGGAGAGAAACCAUCUGCUGCUGGUGAUGUAUACAGUUAUGGUAUAGUGUUACUAGAAAUGUUCUGUGGUAAAAGUCCAACAGAUGAGUGUUUCACAGGAGGCCUAAGCAUAAGAAGAUGGGUGCAAUCAUCAUUGAAAAACAAGACAGUGCAAGUGAUUGACCCUCACUUGCUUUCCCUCAUUUUUUAUGAUGACCCUUCUGAGGGAUCAAAUGUACAACUCAGUUGUGUGGACGCAAUUGUUGGAGUUGGCAUAUCUUGCACUGCAGACAACCCAGAUGAACGCAUUGGCAUUAGAGAAGCUGUUCGUCAACUAAAAGCUGCUAGGGACUCUCUUUCGAAUCAGUCUGAUGAGAGUCCUACACUUACUAGUACUAGAGAUACCUAGUCUUACGUCCGUGUUUCAGCAAAGUGAACUGUGUAGAGAUAGGAAAGAGUCAGAGAGAGUUGGCACCGUACGAUCCUUUACACUUUGCAGCCAUGUUUGACAAAUAAGCGCAAAGAAUAUAUAAUAUAAUAAUACUUUUGUUGACCAUGUAAUGAUCAAAUACUUUACUAUUUUAGGCCAACGAAUCGCUCUAGUCAUGUAUGGUAGAAAUUGAGAUGUAUUUCUGCCGCCAACCUUUAAAUAGGCUAUUAAUAACAGAGAAAUAUAAGGAGGAGUGUGCUUAAAAGAGUGUGAUUAAGAGUGUGACCCAUUUUUGGUCCAUGAAAAAAAGCAACAAUUGAUAUCCAACACAUUUAUAAUUGGUUAUG